Molecule: messenger RNA, 321 nt
Organism: Encephalitozoon romaleae SJ-2008
Lineage: Eukaryota; Fungi; Microsporidia; Unikaryonidae
Exons: 2
Coding region: 1-321 (106 amino acids)
Source: RefSeq, a predicted model, not a curated record
AUGAGAACAAUAAAACUGGGAAGGAUUGUGACACCUGCAUUGAAAGAAAAAAGGCAUACAUAUGGUAUAAUUGUUGGAGUCAUCGAUGCAACCUUUGUGCUUAUUCAAAGAAAAGAUGGAGAGAGAGAGAUGUGUUCUAUAUCCAACCUCCACCUUGAGGAGGAAUCAUUCGACAUCAAGGGCCUUAGUGCAGAGGAGAUAGGAGAUCUCAUUCCAGAAAGCACUUUCACGGAAGACACAACUAAUGAUUUUGACAGAUUCAAGCUGAGGCUUAGGAAAAGAGUUGAGGAGUCACUUCUGAAGGAGAAAGGGUUGGCAUGA